AGGGCAACCAGUAAUUUACUCCGGAGGUGUAAAAUUCCCUGUUCCGACAGGAGAACGUCGUUGAAAGAUGUCGGACGCAAAAAGCUCCUGGGAGAAAAUUAAGGAACAUGUUGGCUGUACCCCGACAAUGGUGUUCUCCGUCAUUGGUGAUUCAGACAGCCUUGACCACAGACCCUGGACCAAAACAGUAUUCCAGACAGCGUUGAUAGAGGCAGCUAAAAGUGGCGGAGAGUCGUGGGUAUUGUACCGAGGUUAUACCAAUGGGGUGUCGGAUAUAGUACGUGAUGCUUAUAGAAAUUAUGGUUACACGGAAUUCGAUGAAGGCAACUUUGACGAGACGCUAAAGCUGACUGAAUGGAGUGUUGAGGAAUAUAAUGAGCACAUCAAGAAAUCGCGGAGAUUUGUAGAGCGAAAUGUAAAACUUAUCAAAAUUGCAGGAGAUCAGAAGAUCAACAGUAAAUCGCCACCGGAAUACAUAGAAGUUGCAGGCACGGGGAAUGAUUUUUUGUUGAAGUUCGAAAAGUUUGUUUCUGAACAAAAAAUGCAUUUCUUCAGUAAAAAAGGGGAUUUUGGCAUGCAAGUUCCGAUAGCAAUCAUUGUAUGUGAAGGUGACAUUGAAACCAUUGCGCACAUAUCUGAUGCACUGGAACAAAAACUUCCGGUGGUUAUUAUUAAAGGCUCAGGAAAAGCUGCCGAUUUCAUAUUGGACUACCUGAAAAAUUCCAAAAUCUUGAUGAAGAAAGUCAGACUGUUUGGGAUGCAUAUUGAUGAGGACACCUACGCAAAAAUGACGACGUACCUCAAAACUAUUAAAAAGAAAAAAAAAUGGUUUCUGGGACGCCUGAAGGAUGCCAUCGGUGGUUCCUUAAAAACACCAGCCAUUCGUUUGUUGGCAUGCAGAAUUGGUGUAUUUGAUGUUGACAAUGACGAUCCAUUAAUGCUGUCAAACAUUGUUGGUGAAACUAUUGUCAAAUGCUGGGCCAUAGAGAAUAUUCCAUCAUCCGAAUCAAAAAAUCCUGAACAAUCGGAGUGCCAUAUGGUAAGAGAAAUAUUGAAUGGCUACAGGGAAGAUUUUAGACCUUAUGUACUGAACCCAAAGUACCCUUCGCCUACGUCUCUUCCACUUUACUUCUAUACUGGAUAUCAGUUUCUGCAGGAAACAAAGACAUUCAUGGAUAAUGGUCAUAUUCUUCUCCUUGAAGCAAUGAAAGCUAACCGCUGCGAUUAUGUGCGAGUUUUAUUGGAUAGAGGAGUAAAAUUAAAGAUUAAGGACUUACCAGAGUUGUAUGACCAGACUGUCUCUUGUGUGCACUGUAGAUGGGAAGAUAACUGUCACCACAUGCAGUGGAUAUUGAAGCAAAGUCAUGAGUCCAAAGCUAAGAUUGUGUGUCAAGAAUACAGAUCAGUUAUGGGAGAAUUGAAAAACCCAGAGAGACAUUGCGCAACGCAGGAGGAGGAAACGUAUAUACACAAGAAAUGCGAACUAGGCAAGAAAGUCUCAAACGCAGCCAAACGUUUAUGCCGCAAACUUUUGCGAAACAAAGAAAACGAAGAAACAAGCGAACAAACACCCGACUCAAAACAGAAUGAUACUCCUGUGGAACACGCCAAUAUUUCCGAUCUCUUGCUUUGGGCAAUAUUUGCCAACAGAAAGGAACUAGCAGAAAUUUACUGGCUUCAAAGCGAAGAUCAUAUAUUGACAGGUUUGGUAUGUUCAGCUCUGCUAAAGAAGUUAGCUAAAAAGGCAAACAAUGUGAGGGGACAUGUCCUAUCAAGCGGGUUGGAGGAGCAUUCAAACGUUUUUGCGAGACUGCCAAUCAAUGCUAAGUUCGGAAGAAAACAGGACAUUUUCUCUUUACCCAAAGAGCUGAUCUACAAUGUCAGUGACAUGGUGUAA
This is a messenger RNA of Ostrea edulis (European flat oyster), 1897 nucleotides long. RefSeq lists its product as uncharacterized. The transcript is spliced from 16 exons. Gene Ontology annotation, biological process: calcium ion transmembrane transport. Gene Ontology annotation, molecular function: ligand-gated calcium channel activity. The record is from RefSeq and is a predicted model, not a curated record. NCBI's taxonomy places the organism in Eukaryota, Metazoa, Mollusca, Bivalvia, Ostreida, Ostreidae. The coding region runs from base 68 to 1897 and encodes 609 amino acids.